ACCGCCAAGUUUUAAACGUUGCAACUUAGUGAUAAUCCGGUGAGUGCCCCCUGACAGUGUUUGUGUGAGACGGACUCUGCCUAUGUUGGCACACUGGGACACAAUUCAGGGCAGGUGAGUGUCUCUGGGAGUGCUUGUGAGAAAGACAUACAUCCAACGCUGGGACACUGGGACAUAACUCGGGCAGGGUUGACGCGAGUCUUGAAGGUGUCGACCAGGUGAAGGACAGUUAAUAUCACUUCCCAUUCACCUUCGCCAAGAGAGUAGUAAUUCUGGUAGACGUGGAUCACCUCAACAAAGCACGAGUCAGUGGGAUCAAGUUGCUGGCUGGUCGGUGGUGAUUGUCGUUCCUCGUUUGCUUACUGUCCUUGUGGCCGACGACCGCGCCUCACUCGUAUGGGGUUCGCCUAUAUAAAUCUAACCUAGACACAAACACACACCUCUAGUUCUUCUAGAUAUAUAUUUCAACUCCAGUGGCAUUUAUGCUCGUGAAAAUGAAGGAAAACUUUUAAACAGCUCUUACGUGAAGUACAGUAACAACUAAAGAAAGAUUCUCGUUGAAAAAUGUAUACGCUGAGAGACUAACAAACACAGAAAGAUGAACAUUUUAGCCAAGUGUGACAAGAUGGAGAGGUGUGUGAGAUUGUUGUGUGUGGCGCUGCUGCUGGCGGCUCUCCCCGUCCUCGCUAAGAGAGGAAAAAGACCGAUGUUGAGGAGCGCGUUGGUAGAAGGGUGUGGGAAGGAGGUGGUGAAGGUGGAGCCACAACAAGAAGUCUACCUGGUCUCCCCUGGCCAUACACUCCCCGGCGUCACCAAUGGCUCUCAGCAAGUGUGUAGCUGGACGGUCAAGGCGCCACCGGGACACGGAGUGGUUGUGGAAGUAGUCCGUCUCAGGCUGCGUCGUUCACGUCGCUGCGCCGUCAGCCGGGUACAGAUCCUUCCUGGACUGUCCGUGGACCAGACCCGCACCAGACCGCUGGCCAAGUAUUGUGGACAAACGCCCAGAAUCAAAUUAUGGAAAACUACAUUCUCUGAGGUUGAUAUAGAAUAUAAAAAUGGCAAGAGCGACCGACUGAAGGUGAAGAACAGUCAACAGGACAGAAAAGUGACGAGACCCCAACAGCAAGACCCAGACACUAGAAACAGAUCACCCUCUUCAACAUCUCGUUCAGAGUCUAGGCACUCAUCAGGUUCUACCAGAGCCGAGAAAUUAGCGCGGAUCAAGGCACUCCGACGAUUGUAUCAACUCAAAAACCAAGGAAAUAAGCAUUCUCAAUCACUGAGAAGCCGCGAGCAUUCCCCCCAGAGCAGACAACGCAUCUACCGUUUCCGAGAGACAAACAGUCGUCGAUUUUACAGGCACUCAAAUGGCUCUACAGAUGACUCCUCAGACCUUCCGAUCAAUGAUAACUUGUUGGUGGACGGUGAUCGUUUAGUGUUCGAUGUGGAGAACAACAUCUACGGGACUGUGUCAGACUACCCCAGGAUGCAAACUGUCAGACUCCUCAGCGUCGGUGAACCAUCAUGGAUUAAUUCCAACUUUAUCAUCCAUGACGGAUUGAACUACACAGAUUCAGAAGUUACACACUACAUGGAUGACUUGGCAACAGUGCAAGACCUUUCAUCAAAACGAAAAAGGAAAAGACUUUCGACUAAAAGUAACAAAUCUAACCGAAAUAAAUUUUUGGGAGAGUUGAUGAGCGACAUCGAUGUGAAGCCAAAUGAGUCGACUGAGAGACACCCAAGGUCCCCUCGGGUAGUACAGGAGACCAGUAACAAUGGAAACACCCGCCGCAAGUAUCACCGCACGCGGUAUUACACAGUAUCACGUGGCCGUCACACUCCCAGCGUAAACCAGUACCGGGUUACCAUCACCAAUCAUGAACGACCCAACUCCAAUGGUGACGUCUCCAAACCACCUCGCAGGGCUCUUGAUACCAGUCAUCAUCGCUCACGAGGACACAACGAAAUCAUCCCCCAUAAACCCUCCAAACCCGGUCACCAACACGGAUCUAAACAAACAUAUUCUCCCACCAAGAACUUCGGGUAUAAACACCCCAAAUUUGCUCCACAGAAACCAGCGGUGCCAACACCUCCAGUGAACGGUAACAGGAGACGAAGACCGAAGGAAUUCUUUGUGUUUAAGGUGUCAGCGUUCCGAAGUGGAUGUGGCGGCCAGCUGGAAGAAGAACGAGGGAGGAUCACCAGCCCCAAUUACCCACACAAGACAGGCGGCAAGAGCUCUUGUUUCUGGAGGUUCAAGACCCCCGUCGGGAGCCACUGGAAGCUGGAAUGUCAGGACUUCAGAAUCCGAAAAUCGCAGCAGUGUCGGCGUGAUCAUCUCGCCAUCAGGAUUAAUGAUGCAGACUGGUCCAGGUACUGCGGCCGUGAGGGACCAAGCCUAGCUCUCACGUCCUCCCAUGAAGCUUCCGUUGAUGUGGUUCUCAACACCUUCAGGAACAAGUCUGCCAAAGUCUACUGCUCUUGGGAGACAACCAGAAUCGGGGAGACCAGCGAGCAGUAUCACAACUACGGGAGAUACUGGAGCUACAACCUGACGCGCGCCACCACCACAACCACCACUACUACUACCACCACCACAACCACUCUGCCGCCACCCGUGGCCUCACAAACUAGGUGGAGUUGCCGGGACUACACCCAUCUCAGCUCGGACCACACCAUGUGUCGGCCGACGCCCUCCACCUGCGCCAUCUACCAUGAGGGCAUAACGAGAAGCGACAAAGCUGCCAUUCUAGAGUCACACAAUAGGUACCGCGCUAAGGUGGCCCGCGGAGAGGAAAGCGAGGGGCUGCCUGGGCCACAGUAUUCCUCCUCUGACAUGCAGCAGCUGGCGUGGAACGAUGAGCUGGCACAGGUGGCUCAGGCUUGGGCCUCCGCCUGCCCCGACUACCACGACUGCCAUGACUGUCGUCGUUUGGUCUCCAGGGACUACUACGUGGGACAGAACAUCUUUUAUGAAUGGAGCAGCAGCAACUCCGGCUCAGUGUGGGACACGGCCGUUAGGCUCUGGUACGAGGAGGUCAAGUAUGUCCCUAACCACCUUAUCAAAAGCUUUAGAAUGAUGAACCACGCUGUCAUCGGCCACUACACGCAGUUAGUGUGGGCCGAUACCCGUGAGGUAGGCUGUGGCGCCACCUACCAUGAUUGCUCCAAGGUCUUCAAGGGCCGCUCAUGGAAGCUUAAAUGCAAGAUCUAUGUCUGCAACUACGGCCCCACUGGUAACUACCUCAAGAAACCCAUGUACAACAUAGGACCAGCUGCCUCUGCUUGCCCAAGUGACUCUCGUCCCUCACAGGAGUACCCUGGCCUCUGUACCUCCCACUGAUGAGCGUUUCGACUCAGGACUUCCACUCGCGACUGUACUUGUACUAACGAUCGUCUGCUUAGCCCGUUUGAACACAGGUCUUCCAGUUUCUGCACUGCGACAAUCCACAUCCCUGCGGACAUCCACCAGUGUGCUGGCGGGUGAUGCGCGCAGCUAAACAACCACUACCUUUCUUCACCCUCCCUACAGACGCGAAUUACUGACAGUGGCUUUCAUGCCUUUCAGGUUGCACACUUAGAUAAAGAACGGUGGCAGUAUUUUCCCUGUGCAUGGUUGCGGGUGUGUGUGCACUUUAAGCAUGCACCGUGCACUGUAUAAGGGAGAAAUAGGAAUUAUAUCAAAGUGUAAACUGUGACUCAAUGACUGAAAAGCCAGGAGUGGUUUAACUAGUACUGUGUUUGUUAUUAGGAAAAGACAGACUGAAAAUGCUUGUUCUUAUUUCACCGUAUUUGUGUGAAACAGUCCGAUCGCUGUACUACUUCCUUCAGGUUAUGGCUGAAGUGUUCAAUCCUGAGUGACAAGGUUAUGGCUGAAGUGUUCUUUUACUGAGACAGUGUUGAAGUGAUCACAGAACAGAGAAAUAUAUUAGUAAAAUAUUGAUAUAUUGAAAGUUCGAGAACUAAGAACUAUUUGGUACUCUAGUCUUGUAUCGUGUGGUUGUUGCUCAGUUACCUAAAGUGUUGGUAACUGGAUGUUCGCUGACUGAAAUGACUACAAUAUAAGUGAUUAAGUAACUUAGCGAGAAAGUUACCCGAGACGUACUCUAUUGUAGGAGAGAUUAGUAUUACGAAGAUGUUCCCUCGCUGGGAAGCUCAUUAUUGAUGUACUGACUGAUCAGUGAGGUACAGUAAACACGUUACUCAACUGUAUACCGACUGAAAAGGUUAUUACUGAAGUGUUCCCUAUUACAGAUAACACAUACUGCCGUUCUCUCUAACAGGUCGUGAUCCUCCCCCCAGUGAAUGGUAUCUAUCCCGCUCCCUCUCAGCAAAAAAAUUAUGAAAAAAUACUUAGAAAUAGCCAGGAGUUUAUAUUUAUCUUAGGUGUAUCGUGUGAACUCUUUAAGCUGAUUGUAAGAGCGGCUUUCUAUAAGUUAUACGGCAUCUAGUGCUUAAGGACGACAGUUUUGACACACUGGUUUAGUUGAAGCCUCGACCUGUGGCACGGGACGUCUGCGACUGUGAUAUUGUUUUUGUUUUGUUUUGUUUUUUUAUGAAAAGAAGAAAAAACACAGCAUGUUCUCCACCGCCGUGGUCGACUGGUCUUCUUGUGGCUCUAUAGUGGUAAGGAUUAAUUACUCCUUAGCACCAAAACAAAAUACAAUAUGAAAACAUCCACCUCUUGUUUAUUUAUCAGAUCAGCACAAUCCAGUGUUAAAAAAAAGAAAUAUAUAUAUAUAUAUAUAUAUAUAUAUAUAUAUAUAUAUAUAUAUAUAUAUAUAUAUAUAUAUAUAUAUAUAUAUAUACUGUAUAUAUAUUGUCGUUCCCUGGAGCUACAGAUCACGACCUUACACCCUCAAGAUAUAAUUGUUGUCCAUUAUCGCUGCCAGGAAGGCUGCUGGAGUGACGUAAUGCAACACUGUAACACGUGUUCAAGCGCUCACGGAGACAGGUUCUCACACAAUACUGUAAAUACUUGAUCAAUUAACUAACUUUCACUCUAUAUGUUUCUUUCUUUCCACACAAGUUACACCACAAUGAAUUGUAUCACCACUAGGAAAUAAAAAUUAAAACCAUAACACACCUAAUUGGUCUCAUCAGAAAGAGAAGAUUAACUUGUACAAAUAAUAAACAUUAAAAUAAACUGUAUAUAAAGA
Messenger RNA from Homarus americanus (American lobster), 5162 nucleotides. RefSeq lists its product as uncharacterized. Gene Ontology annotation, cellular component: extracellular region. The record is from RefSeq and is a predicted model, not a curated record. The transcript is spliced from 14 exons. Lineage: Eukaryota; Metazoa; Arthropoda; Malacostraca; Decapoda; Nephropidae. Bases 599 to 3346 code for a protein of 915 amino acids.